Branchiostoma belcheri (Belcher's lancelet) is the source of this 1895-nucleotide messenger RNA. RefSeq lists its product as uncharacterized. The transcript is spliced from 5 exons. Bases 30 to 1868 code for a protein of 612 amino acids. The record is from RefSeq and is a predicted model, not a curated record. Lineage: Eukaryota; Metazoa; Chordata; Leptocardii; Amphioxiformes; Branchiostomatidae.
ACUCCUGUCGUCGUACUGAGUCCGUUGUAAUGGACCGGAGAAAGCUCGCUCCGCGGGCGGUGGAAGUGCUGACUCAUCCCCGUAACCAAGUGGCGGAGAGACGGUUACAGGUUGAUCUAAGAAAGCUGGACCUCCAUGCGGCUAGGGCGGCCCACAAGAUUAAGAACGAGAUCAAGUUGCUGAGGGCGACUAUCCCGAGCUCUAACGGCAGCGGCAUGAGGAAACGGUCCAUCCACGAGUUCCCUCAUCUCCAAGGCGCCAUGUUCGGACACAAUGGAGAGGUGAAGAGGCCAGUUUCCCGUCAGCUGAAGAACACUAUCUACCGUGCCUCCGUGGAGCUGGUGCGCCCGCCGUCCAUCUACGACUCCGCGGACAAAGAUGGCGUCCCCGUCAUUCAGGUGGAGGACGAGAAAGAAGAAGAAAAGGAGAACGAGGAGCAGGAAAAUGACUCGGACGAUGACACCAUGUCAGAGGACCUGCCGAUGGUGCCGUUCCAAACACAGAUCACCCUCCCCAAGUUCCACCUGCUGAUCCACGCCCUGGUGAACAAGUCUCGUGCGGCGGGUACGGGCCUACACCGCGCCCUGGCCCCCGAAAAGAACGCCCGGUUCAAGGCUAUAGUACGGGCCGCGCUCAACAAGUCCCGGUUAGAGAAAAAGGCACAACUCGACAGAGAAAACGCAGACGAUGGCAUUGCAGAUUGCUCAACCUCCACGACAACAGCGGAAAAGAAGAACGACGAUCUCAAAUAUGACGCAUCGUACCAGAAGCAGAGCAAUGCAUCUCGAGGUCGCAAGGCGGCGCCAGGAAAGCAAAGCAGCACCAAGGACAUGGCAACAGUGCCAUCCACGACCAGUUGUGGGAAGGAGGAAAGGCGGGCGGUAUGUCCUGCACCUGGCAUGUCUGCUCGCUCCAAGUCAGCUCCAAAUCUAAAACUGACACCAGAAAAUCUAGAAGCUAACUCUAAGAUGUAUCGCGAGCGAGUUCUGACGACCAACCAGUUUCUGAACAGUCUCGCACCCACCACCCAGCCAUGGAGGACCCAGUCGGCGCUCGCCGGCCGUCGCCACCCGUCGGGAUCUUUCGACACAGCAUCGGCAACCGUCGGCGGCACUCGCGCGACGAAAAGUGCCGGAGUCUCCCGAAGUUUCGGAGGUUAUAUGUACGGUGAAUAUUACCACCCCGCCGCGUCUACCACAUGCACAAGGACUGGCCAUCCGAGUGAGAGAUUUCCCGUCUACAACGCAUGGCAGAUCAAGAAAGCCCAGCCGGAGCAGCCGAGAGUCCCUAUUUGGAAGCGCAAGUCCGUGCGAGACAACUGCUCAGCCUGUCGAAACAAGCUCCGACAGGAAAGAUCCGUGGAACUGUCCAAGGCGUUCCGCAGUGCCUGGGAGGUACCUGCCGAUGGCAGCCGGAGUCCCAGCGCGGUACCCCCGGGAGAAAGUCGAGCCAACAGCGCGGUACCCCUCGGGACCAGUCGGCCUGCUACCGCCAUGUCUCCGGGAGGAUACCGUAGCGCCAGCGUAGUGUCUCGAGUGAGUCUUCGGGGCAUCAACUUGGAGUCGCCGGGAGGAUUCCGUAGCGCCAGCGCGCUGACACACAGGGGGGACGGGAGACUGGAGGCUGAGGCAGGGACUGGGAGGCCCGGCAGUGUCGCUGGAGACCCGGCAGGGACUUCCAAACAAACGGACACAAAGACCGACGGCUCCCACCCACCCCCUGACAAGCCAGGCUCAAAAGUAGUAAAGAAUGACCUUUUGAACGCCGAGAGGUUGGAGGAGUUCCGGAAACAACUGGAGAAAAACCAGCAGAUGCGCACAGCCAACACCAUGGCAACUAACAUCGCUUUCUUCGGGCUCAGGUCGUGAUAUGAUUUAAUUUGUGAUAUUAUAAUU